Messenger RNA from Lathyrus oleraceus (garden pea), 2340 nucleotides. Its product is annotated as pollen-specific leucine-rich repeat extensin-like protein 1. Bases 1130 to 2149 code for a protein of 339 amino acids. NCBI's taxonomy places the organism in Eukaryota, Viridiplantae, Streptophyta, Magnoliopsida, Fabales, Fabaceae. The record is from RefSeq and is a predicted model, not a curated record. The transcript has 2 exons.
CAUAAACACUAAAAUAUCAUAAUUUUGAAAUUAUACAAAAACAUAUGUAAUGCAAAGUUGCACUCACAAUCACUUCUUUAAAUAGAAGGAAACUACAAAUACAUAAAACAAUAAAAUGCCUAACUACACAGGCUGUGAGUUUUGCAGAACUUUCAAGUUGGGAGAGUCUUCAUUCAAUUCUUGGUUGUCAGCCAUUGCCAAUUGUUACCCUUUCUAUACAAAGUCACAAAACAUUUCUGUUAGCAUACUCUCUCUUUCUUGCUUCACUAUAUAUAAUAGCACAGAAAAAGUUAUUCAAAUCAAAUGCAUUUCUCUAUGUUAGAACUUUAAGUGUUUGAGUUUGUGGCUUUCAACAUUUUGAAGCUUAAUGUGUCCAACACCACCAGAAUUUGGACCAGAGUCCUUAAGCGUUUGAGUCUGUUGCUAUAAGAUAAACCAAACAUAUACAGAGAAAUGUGAUGAUUUGACUCAAAGAAAUAUAGAACAAUAAUGAAAUGAAUGUACAAUAUCUAACACAAUGAACGCUUUUCCAUUAUAUAGUAGAACUGAAGAACUAAAAAGUAGCUUAUUGCUCUUGUUCUUCAAGAGCAUGCUCUAUCAAGUAUCAACCUUGUUCCCACCCUCUAAACCCAAACCAGCCUCUGCAUAACCCCAAACUCAUAUUCAAAAUUAAGCAAAUUUUUAUUUUCAUAUUUUUAAAAAGAAGGUCCUGAAUUAAUCUUUUACCACCUAUUCAUAAGUUUAUGAACACAAAGUAAGAUGCAAUUUAGUGAGAGUAUUCAAAUUUGGCUAGGCAUAGAAAGGGCCAAGUUAGCUAAAGCAAUAAAGAGAUUAUCAACACUAAUCCUCCCAACAUGAGAAUAAUCCAUCAUUUAGUUAAGUGCCUAAUUAAUUACUCUAAUAUACUAAGAAACUUGAUGAAGAGAAAGUUUAACUAACUAACUAACUAAAAACGGUUAGAAGAAGUUGGUUACAGUUUUUUGUGAAGCAAGCUUUGAAAUGAAACAAACAAGUAUACAUACACACUGAGAAUCCAUUAUUAAAUAUCUGAGUAUUGGAAGAAACCAUUAUUUUGCAUACUCUUUUAUUCUGUUUAUGUGAAAGAAGUUGAAAGAAAGCACAGAACACCAUGACUGGAUCACCAAGAUCAUCAAAGCCUGGAGGAUCACCGCGAUCACCAAAGCCUGAAUCAUCUUCACCAUCUUCAAAGCCUGAAUCACCGCCAUCAUCAAAGCCUGAAUCAUCUCCACGAUCAUCAAAGCCUGAAUCAUCUCCACGAUCAUCAAUGCCUGAAUCACCUUCAAGAUCAAAGCUGAUCGACAUUCCUCAAAGGAUACUACGAGAUUUCCAACUGGAAUCACCAUCAAAGCUUGGAUCGCCGCGAUCAUCAAAGCUUGAAUCACCUUCAAACAUUCCUCAAAGGAUUCAACGAGACUUCCACCUGGACUCACCAUCAAAGCUUGGAUCGCUGCGAUCAUCAAAGCCUGAAUCACCUUCAAACAUUCCUCAAAGGAUUCAACGAGACUUCCACCUGGACUCACCAUCAAAGCUUGGAUCGCCGCGAUCAUCAAAGCCUGAAUCACCUUCAAACAUUCCUCAAAGGAUUCAACGAGACUUCCACCUGGACUCACCAUCAAAGCUUGGAUCGCCGCAAUCAUCAAAGCCUGAAUCACCUUCAAACAUUCCUCAAAAGAUACAACGAGACUUCCACCUGGAAUCACAUGGACAUCAUCCACCAUCAGAUUCUCCAAUUCGACGAGAAACACCUCAACCACUUCCAACUUUUCUAUCAUCCGGUAACUCGCCUGAAACAUCACCAACAAAGACUCCUGCCAACUCUCCUGAAUAUUCACCGGAAAGCUCUCCGGAACCUUUACCAAUCAACUCUGCUGAACAGUCACCAACCGAAUCUCCGCAGGCCAUUUCGGAACUAACUCCCGAUCUUUCACUGCCACCGCCCCCUCGUGCAGUGAAAAUAAUACCAUACCGUUCGGAUCUGCAACAACAACCGCCGUCAGCUCCUCCGCCGCAAAAUGAUAAUGGAGGAUUCCUCACAAACGUCUUAAUCGGCUUAGCCAUUGUCCACGUCUUUGGCAUUGGUUUUGGAGUGGGGUGGUUCUCACACGUCACAUAUCAGAAGCUGAAUUAAGUUUACAACUUGUGGCAAAUUUUUUAGUUUAAUUUCAGACCAAUAGAGUUGAAUAUGAUUUGUUUGUUGGCAUUACCACAUCUAUGUAGUGUAGAUAUAAACGAUAUAUGAUAGACAUAGAUACAGUUCCUUUGAUUUUCACACAAUAUAUGAUACUACAUUUGUUUUUAAAUAAGUGACAUUUGUUCUUA